Chaetomium globosum CBS 148.51 is the source of this 1608-nucleotide messenger RNA. RefSeq lists its product as uncharacterized. Lineage: Eukaryota; Fungi; Ascomycota; Sordariomycetes; Sordariales; Chaetomiaceae. The transcript has 4 exons. The record is from RefSeq and is a predicted model, not a curated record. Bases 1 to 1608 code for a protein of 535 amino acids.
AUGACAUACUCACAAAAUCCAGUUCUACUACAGUCAGUCUCGUGCGUCCCUCGAUCGAGGACUGCGUUUCCGCCGGUGCUACGUCUAUACCAGAUCAGCGGGAUGACAAUGUUGGACCUGGGCCUGUACCAACUGAACACCUAUCUGCGGGAUAUGAAGAAUGUGGUAGCAAGGUCCGCCGUCCUGGGCGUGUUCGCCGCGGCCUCGGUCGCCCACGUGCAGACCGAGUGCUCCAACGUUCUUGAUCCGACCUACCCUGUUCCCAUCGUCGCCAGCGGAUGGCAGGCGCAGCUGGUUGCGGUUAAUCUGACCAAGCCUCGGAGCAUUGUUUUCGAUAACGCCGGCGGUCUCUUGGUUGUCGAAAGCGGCAAGGGGAUCAGCCGACACAUGUUUAUCGACAAUGGCGGCACUUGCCUUGUAUCGGACGAAACCCGCAUGGUUGUGGAGAUGCCAGAGCUUAACCACGGCAUCGCACUUUCGGAAGACGGCCAAGAGCUCCAAACCCUCUUUGCCUCCACUGACACAUCGGUUUUUUCCUGGACAUAUAACGGCGGGGAUGGAAGGGUCAAGAGCCUCCGGGAUUCCGUCGUGACCGACAUGUAUAACAAACGCCUGGCGACCCGCACGCUCCUCAUGUCCAAGAAACAACCCGGCACUCUCUUGGUUUCCAAGGGCGGCCCCGAGACAAACGUUGCGGGGAAUCAACAUUACGGGUUGCAAAUCCGCGCCUUCGAAUUCACCAGCGUCACUCGAGACUUUCCCCUUUAUAGCUUCUUAAGGGAAGACGAAGGUGUCGUCCUUGGCCGGGGCCUACGCGACAGCGUCGGCGUGGCCGAGCAUCCAGUCACGGGUGGCAUCUACGCCGUGGAGAACAGCGCCGUUGUCGCCAAGCGCAACGGCAAGGAUGUGCACGAGAACAACCCUGGUGAGGAGCUCAACUUCUUAGGGUACCUAAACGGCACGGCCACGGCGACAUGGAACCAGAGUACCCACUUUGGGUACCCAGACUGCCUCGCCGUGUGGCAAGUAGACGAGAUCCCGGACAACGACGGCCUGGCCAUCGGCACGCAGUUUGCCACGCAAGAGAACACCACCUUUCGGGACGAGACGUGCGCCGAGAACUACGUUCCACCCCGGCUGACCUUCCCGGCGCACUACGCCCCCACCGACAUCAAGUUUUCAAGUGACGGCAAAACGGCGUACAUCGCGUUCCACGGGAGCUCCGACCGCUCCUCCACCCCCCGCGGCUACCGCCUCUCCUCAGUAGCCUUCAACGCGACGACGGGCGAGCCAAUCGCGGCGGCCGACAGCAACGAUGCUCUCACGGACGUGCUUACCAACCAAGACCUCAGUGACUGCCCCGACAACUGCUUCACGCCGACGGGGCUGGCGUUUGAUGAGCAGGGCAGACUGUGGAUGUCGUCUGAGGCGACAGGGGAGCUUUAUGUGCUGCAGCGGACGGGGGAGAAUGGAGAGGGGAGGUUCGUGCUGCCGGUUCAGGGUGAUGACGCUGGUGAGAAUGGGGCGGGUAGGCUGGAGGGGGGGGAUGUGGUCGUGCUGGGGUGGAGUGUGGCUGUUGGGUUGGGGUUCUGGCUGGCGGUAAUUUAG